Lottia gigantea (owl limpet) is the source of this 828-nucleotide messenger RNA. RefSeq lists its product as hypothetical. The transcript is spliced from 5 exons. The record is from RefSeq and is a predicted model, not a curated record. The coding region runs from base 113 to 769 and encodes 218 amino acids. NCBI's taxonomy places the organism in Eukaryota, Metazoa, Mollusca, Gastropoda, Lottiidae.
GGUUAUUAUAGUAUGCAUUCCGGUUGAGACAUUUUGCGCGAAAUUAAAUUAUUUUUUAAAUGAAAUUUGUAUAUUUUGAUUAAUUAAAGUAGAAUUGUGCAUUGAAACCGAUAUGACAGAACUGCGAAACUAUUCCAAAACAUUUUCCAGAUUACAGAAGCUGCAAAAUCUUCUUAAAUGCAAGAAAUGUGAGGAAUUAAGUAAAGGCCUCUACACUUUAGGGAGCUGUGAGCAUAUGUUCUGUAGAGAAUGCUGCGAUGGAUUAUUGGGAAAUGAAUGUCCAGUGUGUUCUAUACCAACACAUGUUAAAGAUGCCACUGUUAAUAGACCUAUGACAAAUAUUGUUGGUUUGUGUCAAGAAUUAGAAAAUAUAUUAUUACGUGGUCAACCUAGUCUGAAUGCUAAAAAUUUAAAAUCAGCAUCAGCGUCUUUGCAAGAAGAGCUGGAAUGUACUCCUCAGAUUCAUGUACCACUGACAGAGUCUACUAAUACUAGACCAGGGAGUGACUCAAUAGAGGUCAGCCAUGAAGACCACAACUCAAAAUUGACAGCAAACCGUAUCAAAAACAUCACAAAACCUAAUGUCAGAAAUACUAAAAGGAAGAGUUUGAACGCUAAUGGAAAACCAGAGUUAUACGAGAAUGCCACAAAACCUAAAUCUUCUAAGAAUACCCGUGUUGUAGAGAGAAAAAUCCCAGAUCAAACCACAAUGACCCAGUUUUAUGAUGCAGAUGAUGAUGAUGUUGAUGAUGAUGAAGAAGAUCCUUAAGGAUAGUAAAGAAGGCUCAGAUUAUGUCCCAUCUAUUGAAAGUAAAGAAGAUUUGAUAC